AUGUCCUUGUUUGAGAUUUUUAUCACUCUCGCAUAUCUGGCUGCUCUUCUCACCUGGGAGUUUGUACACACAAAUAACCUGGACCCUGACUUUUGGUCCAACAAGGCUGCACACCUCGCAGCUAUCCAAGUACCCUUACUUCCUGCUUUAUCUUCGAAAAACAACGUGAUAGGCUGGCUCACUGGAGUCAGUCAUGAAAAGCUCAAUGUUCUCCACCGCAGCGUUGCACGGUGUAUCCUAGUCUUGAUCUGGAUUCAUCUUUGGGGAAGGCAUCGCAUCGGAUUUACUGGUGCAGAUGAUCUCUCUGUAUUCCAUUGGGAGCGGCUCGGGCUUGCUGCAGGCACCAUAUAUACCCUCACCAUCAUCCUCACCUUGCGGCCAAUUCGAUUGCUGUCUCACGAGGUCUUUUACUUCACGCAUAUCAUAUUAGUAUUCGCUUUCGUACUGCUAGCAUACUUCCACACUUUGACGCCUGGAUUUAGCUACUAUAUCUGGCCAACGUGGGUCGUGUGGGGCUUCGAGCGUCUUUUCCGCCUCGCUCGGUACCUCACCCUUAACGUCUUCCCCCGCCCCUCGCACUCCAAAGCGCGACUCUCGCUCAUCAGCAGCGACUCCCUCCGUCUAACGCUCAUCCGGCGGAUUCCCCUCGGGUGGAUGCCAGGCCAACAUGUCUUCCUCGCGUUCCCGACCGUCUCGAACGUGCCCCUCGAGUCCCACCCGUUCACGAUCGCGAACAUACCGAAGGAGGGUAGGGGCGAACAGGAGCUUGUGUUCAUCAUCCGCGGGAGAGAGGGGCUGACGAAGAGGCUGGUGGAGCGGGCAGCGGAGAAGGACGGGGUCAAGAUCCCUGUGUUUCUGGACGGGCCGUACGGUAACCCCACAAAUCUGCGGCCAUAUACGACGUGUGUCUUCAUUGCUGGCGGAAGCGGGGUCUCGUAUACUUUGCCUCUUUUACUCGAUCUAGUCAAACGGGUGCGGGAUGGAACAGCGCUAGCGAAGAGGAUUCUGUUCGUCUGGGCCAUCCGUGACGAAGAGUACCUGGAGUGGGUCGCUGGAUUGCUCGCGGACGUCAUAUCCACGGUCCCUCCUAGCCUCUCCAUCGACAUCGACCUAUACGUGACCGGCACUAGCACACAGGCAAAAGCGGCAAGCGAUCUGCCCCUCCAAGAACAAGCGACUACCACGCACACCACGCGCGAGCCGUCGGGGUCAGGAGAGAAGACUCCAGAGAGCGCUGAAGUCGGCGGGCUUCCAUCGCCUCGAAAGGGUAGACCCAACGUGGCGCAGCUCGUGCAUGGCGAGAUAAACACAGCAAAAGGGCCGACAUCAGUUGAUGUUUCUGGACCUCCGUCGUUGAUCAAAGCCGUGCGCGAUUCGCUGACCUCGCCCAUAUCUGCAACGCGGAGCGUGAUGAACGGGGGUCCCACUGUACACUUCCACGCUGAAAACUUCACGCUGUGA
This is a messenger RNA of Heterobasidion irregulare TC 32-1, 1461 nucleotides long. Its product is annotated as ferric reductase. Gene Ontology annotation, molecular function: ferric-chelate reductase activity. The transcript is spliced from 12 exons. Gene Ontology annotation, biological process: copper ion import; iron ion transport; intracellular iron ion homeostasis. NCBI's taxonomy places the organism in Eukaryota, Fungi, Basidiomycota, Agaricomycetes, Russulales, Bondarzewiaceae. Bases 1 to 1461 code for a protein of 486 amino acids. Gene Ontology annotation, cellular component: plasma membrane. The record is from RefSeq and is a predicted model, not a curated record.